Molecule: messenger RNA, 645 nt
Organism: Mangifera indica (mango)
Lineage: Eukaryota; Viridiplantae; Streptophyta; Magnoliopsida; Sapindales; Anacardiaceae
Product: major pollen allergen Ole e 10-like
Exons: 4
Coding region: 88-465 (125 amino acids)
Source: RefSeq, a predicted model, not a curated record
GCAGCGUUAACAUUGCAAACCAAAGCUGCAUUGCAAUAAUAUCUCUUAAUUCUUUCUUCUUGUUGUUACUUUUUCAAUACCGAGAAAAUGUCUGUGGCAAAAAAAUCUUCAGCUUCUGUAAUUUUCACUUUGGCUUGUCUCCUGUGUUAUGCUAUGAGCACAGAAGCUAUGCCUCUGAAAGUGAAGGAUAAGCAGGAGAACCCAUUUAAGAGAAAUUGGUGCAUUGUGAAGCCUUCGACGCCUGAUGAUCAGCUUCAACGUAACAUUGACUUCUGUUGCCAAGAGGUGCCGUGCAAAGAGAUUGAAAAUGGAGGAUCUUGUUACAACCCUACAAACAAAGUGUCCGCUGCAUCAUUUGUAAUGAACAGCUACUACCAGGGAAAGCAGCCUCACGAUUGCAAUUUCAAUAACAGUGGAAUACUUGUUUAUGAUGAUCCAUCUGUUGGAAGUUGUAUAUAUCCAUAGUUAUGAAAGGAUUUAGCUCAUUUAGCAUGACUCUAAUGAAAAGGAAAUAGAAAAUAAAUGGGGUCUGAACAUUAUGCUGCUGCUCAAGUAUGUGUGUCUCCUUGUAGUUUUGAAUUCUGAUUCUCUUUUAUGUAAUUGAUUAUUCAAAAAAGUAUUCAGAGAAUAUGUUUACUUGUCUCA